GUAAAAAAAAUAUCGUCGCUCCUGGCUAUAGCCUUACUACAGGUUAAACUCAGAUUAGCAAAGUACCAUUUUCCCGAGAAAAUUUUUGACCUUUUCUUUCCCGGAAAAUCUUUCGAUCUAAGGUUUACAUUCGAUGGCUAUUGGGAGGAGUUGUUCUCUGCAAAUCCUAAUAUUGAACUUAAUCGCUUCAAACUUGUACCAAUCAUGUGAGUCCUUCUUAACUCCUCCAAGCUCCAUUAUCAAUCCUUCUAAAGUCAAACAAGUUUCCUGGAAACCUAGGGCUUUCGUCUAUGAAGGCUUCUUAACGGACCUCGAAUGCGAUCAUUUGAUCUCUCUAGCGAAAUCGGAGCUAAAGAGAUCUGCAGUUGCUGAUAAUGUUAGUGGACAGAGCAAGCUUAGCGAAGUCCGUACGAGCUCAGGGAUGUUCAUUCCUAAGGGAAAGGAUCCUAUUGUUGCUGGUAUAGAGGACAAGAUUUCAACAUGGACCUUUCUGCCUAAAGAAAAUGGGGAAGACAUACAAGUUUUGAGAUACGAGCAUGGGCAAAAAUAUGAUCCACACUAUGAUUAUUUUACUGACAAGGUGAAUAUCGCUAGAGGUGGACAUCGCAUUGCAACUGUACUGAUGUAUCUUACAAAUGUGACCAAAGGUGGUGAAACUGUAUUCCCUCAAGCCGAGGAACCUUCACGUCGUAGAACUCCUCCAAAAGAUGAUCUAUCGGAAUGUGCAAAGAAGGGAAUUGCUGUGAAACCACGAAGAGGUGAUGCACUUCUCUUCUUCAGUCUCUUCCCAACUGCUAUUCCUGACCAGAACAGUCUCCAUGCUGGGUGCCCGGUGAUUGAAGGUGAGAAAUGGUCCGCCACAAAAUGGAUUCAUGUUGAUUCAUUCGAAAAGAAUUUAGACAUCGGUGGUAACUGCACGGAUUUGAACGAGAGCUGUGAGAGAUGGGCUGCUCUUGGUGAGUGUACCAAGAACCGAGAAUAUAUGAUCGGAACUGCAGAACUUCCUGGCUAUUGUAGGAGAAGCUGCAAAGUAUGUUGAAGGUAAACUACAAGCUUCAAUGAUAGUAUAUCUGCUGCUGCAUUUUCUGUUGUAAGUUUUUUAUUGCUUUUUUUUUUUGGAUUCAAAUUUACAUUCUUAUGCUACAGUUUUCACAAACAUAGUUGAAAUCCAUGUAUUCUAAACCUUACUUUCAGCUUGGUUAACAUAUCCCCCCAGAAGCUUCAGAUUUGUCAUAGUCUUUUAUAUUGCUAGCGUUUCACUUUCAGCUGAAAUCUGAAAAUAAUUUUUUCCA
This is a messenger RNA of Gossypium arboreum, 1292 nucleotides long. Its product is annotated as probable prolyl 4-hydroxylase 4. The coding region runs from base 134 to 1039 and encodes 301 amino acids. The record is from RefSeq and is a predicted model, not a curated record. NCBI's taxonomy places the organism in Eukaryota, Viridiplantae, Streptophyta, Magnoliopsida, Malvales, Malvaceae. Gene Ontology annotation, molecular function: procollagen-proline 4-dioxygenase activity; L-ascorbic acid binding; iron ion binding. Gene Ontology annotation, biological process: peptidyl-proline hydroxylation to 4-hydroxy-L-proline. Gene Ontology annotation, cellular component: endoplasmic reticulum. The transcript is spliced from 7 exons.